Molecule: messenger RNA, 378 nt
Organism: Ectocarpus siliculosus
Lineage: Eukaryota; Phaeophyceae; Ectocarpales; Ectocarpaceae
Source: the annotation of a GenBank genome assembly
AUGCUUUACAGCACGGUGCCGGGACCUUCAUCCGGGCGACUGGGGCCGUUCGUUGGCGACGUGUUUCAAGAUAUCCGCCCCGAUGAGAAGAGGAUUAUCAACAUCUUGGAGCUCGGACCAAGCUGGGCGCUGAGGGGUGCGUUGGAGGCCGACGUGGAGGUGCUGGACGGCAGCAACUGGGCGAUAUCCUUCGACGUGGUCUACAAUAACUUCGCGGGCGUGAAGGUGCAGGAGAAGAAGUUCGACCCGGCGGUGACUGAGCGGCGAAUCUGGAGCAUGACCUACCUCGAUGACGGCUUCCGAAUCUUGUACGGCCGACAGGAAGCGAUGUCGGCGGAGGAAAGCUUCAUCUUCGUCAUGGAGAGAGACAGGCAGUAA